This is a messenger RNA of Lactuca saligna, 1967 nucleotides long. The record is from the annotation of a GenBank genome assembly. NCBI's taxonomy places the organism in Eukaryota, Viridiplantae, Streptophyta, Magnoliopsida, Asterales, Asteraceae.
GUGGGUGGGUGGGUGCUCGGCCGUACUCGUUCGGUUCUCCGCCGAAGCAUCCAUGUCCAACACGGCUGAUGCUUCUUCUGCUAUCCACGCGUCAAUCGAUCAUUGGUCUAUCAAUCUGACAAGGUUUAUCCAGCUUCGUCGUCAUCUUCGUUGUUGUUGCUUGGAUUCAAAGUCGAAUUUCCAUCUGGGUGAAAAAGCUACGAUCUUUUCAGUCAUCACACUGUUUUAUUGCUCUAUGAGUAACAGUGAGAAGAACAACAUCAAGAAAUCUAAAGAAGAAGGGUCAUUCGAUAGUAGUAAUAGUAAUCAUAACAGCAAUAAUAAAUCCGGAACUGUUAAAUCGGGAUCAGGUUGCUCAAAAUCAGUUUGUUCAAAUGGGUCAAUUACAAAUUCAGAUUGCACGAUUGAUGAAAGGGUGCUUGUUGAUCCAAAGCUCUUAUUCAUUGGAGCCAAAAUUGGAGAAGGAGCCCAUGGAAAGGUUUACGAAGGAAGGUAUGGUGAUCGAAUUGUGGCUAUAAAGGUUCUCAACCGUGGGAGUAACACAGAAGAACGAGCUGCACUUGAAGGCCGUUUUGCACGUGAAGUUACUAUGAUGUCAAGAGUGAAACACGACAACCUAGUUAAAUUUAUCGGAGCUUGUAAGGAACCUUUAAUGGUGAUUGUCUCUGAGUUGUUACCCGGAAUGUCACUUAGAAAAUAUUUGGGAAGCAUCCGUCCAAAUCAAUUAGACCUUCGUUUGGCUUUGAGUUUUGCUCUUGAUAUUGCUCGAGCCAUGGAUUGUUUGCAUGCUAAUGGGAUUAUACACAGAGAUUUAAAACCCGACAAUUUGCUGUUAACUGCAAAUCAGAAGUCUGUGAAGCUUGCAGAUUUUGGUCUUGCAAGAGAAGAAACGGUUACUGAAAUGAUGACAGCAGAGACUGGUACUUACCGUUGGAUGGCACCUGAGUUGUAUAGCACAGUGACAUUGCGUCAAGGGGAGAAGAAGCAUUACAAUAAUAAAGUUGAUGUUUACAGCUUUGGAAUUGUGUUGUGGGAAUUAGUCACAAACCGAAUGCCAUUUGAAGGCAUGUCAAAUUUGCAAGCUGCUUAUGCUGCUGCUUUUAAGCAAGAAAGGCCGAAUCUUACGGAUGACAUAUCACCUGAACUUGCGUUCAUCAUACAAGCAUGUUGGGUUGAAGAUCCAAAUCUAAGACCAAGUUUUGACCAAAUCAUACGAAUGCUCAACACGUUUCUCUUCACCCUCCCACAACCACCAUCCGCCGCGUCACCGGAAGAAUGUGAUGCCGCUGAUGACGUGGCGGCGGCGGCAGCAAGUAAUGGCGAGCUUUCGGCACGCUCAAGACGCAAGUUUUCUUUUCUUCGUCAGAUUUUUGCUGCCAAAAAAACCAAGAACUCACAAUGAGUCACCAUUAAGAUCUUCAUUUGACUCAACAGAUGCUUGAUCUUUGAGUGAAGUGUAUGUAAGCCCUAAUUAUCAAAUAGAUGAAACAAAAAAGAUUAUGUGGUAAUAGGGCGAAUAGGUACAAUGGAAGUGUCUUAGUGGACAUUGGUUGUAAAUGAGGCACAUAAAAACUCUAGAUUUUUUUUUUACUUAUGUUAAUAUGAAUGCUGCUGUAGUUUAGCUUUGAAAAAGGCUUUGCCCUUUUGACGUGAUUGUUGGAUUGAGGGUGUUGUACAACUUUUGAUGCAUGAGGUACAUGUUACCUUGUGGUUUGGUGGUCUUGCUCAAGUAAAAGGAACUAACAUAUGGAGAACUUAUGCUAUAUUUUUGUACCAAUCCUCUUAAGGGUGAUUUGAAUGUGUUGGCUUUUAAGUUACAAUAAUGGAGUUUUUAGUAUUAUGGCUACUUGUAUUUCUUGGUUAUGUAUAUCAUUAGAAUGGGUUAUUCGAUUUUUGAUUAUGUAAAUCUUAUAUAAACUUUCAAGAAAGGAUUAAUUACAUGAAUAUUGUACUUCAUUAAGGAUGGU